CUGGAGGCGAGCACCGGACGAGGAAGAGGAGCAACGGCGCCAGCUGAGGCAGGGCUCGUCACUGGAAAAGUGUGGACAAGCGACAGUCCACACAGGUAUCCAGCCGUGAUCCACUGAAACUCCAGCUGAGGAAGCACCAGAAGUUUUCAGCCUGGACACCUGAGCCACACAAAUGGCAAGCAACAACAGCUCCAAGAUAGCACAAACUCAACAGCUUCUGCUUCUGCUUCUGCUGGCAGAACCGCAGAGAAGGAACAGCAACGACAACAAUGGCAUUAGCCUCUGUUCACUGCUACCCUCUACUGAAACCAUCGUUACGCAUCUCACCUUCUUCAGCCUCGGCGAGAACACCGGUGCUCAGAAGAGCACGAGGAACAUGGAGGCUGCAGCGAUGCCUCUGUUCCCAGUACGCCGACGAACGGCAGCCACCGGGUUCGCCACAGCAGCUGGAGCGCCUCUUCUCCAACCUCAACCAGGUGACCAUGAAGCACGAACCUGGGAGCGUCACCAGUGCCAUCUUCCUUGUGGCCGGCACAACGGUCGGGGCAGGUAUCCUUGCAAUCCCUGCCGUCACACAAGAAGCUGGGUUCUUGGCCUCAGCAGUUACAUGCAUUUUCUGCUGGCUAUACAUGGUCGUGACAGGGCUGUUAGUUGCUGAAGUAAAUGUCAAUACAAUGUGUGAGCUAGGAUCUGGAGGUGUCUCCCUGGUCUCAAUGGCUAUGCGCACUCUAGGGUCAUUUGGAGUAAGAACAGCAUGUGUGUCAUAUUUAUUUAUACAUUAUGCACUUCUUGUUGCAUACGUGGCACGCUCUUCAGAUAUCAUAACAAACUCAUUGGGUAUCCCAUUAUGGGAGAGUGCUACCCUGUUUUCACUGGCUUUCGGGGGGAUAUGUUACUUUGGAAGCCAGCGACUGAUUGGUGCAGUAAAUGGAUUUUUGGUUGUCAGCAUCCUAGCGUCCUUCACUUCUCUUGUUGUGGUGGCAAGUGGAAACCUACAGUGGAGUUCUCUUCUUGAAGCAAAUUUUGCUGCUGCUCCACAAAGUAUACCAAUUAUUGCUCUUUCAUUUGUAUACCAGAAUGUGGUUCCUGUUCUGUGUACAAAUUUGGAGGGAGACCUGUCAAAAGUAAGGACUGCGAUUGUAGCGGGUACUGCCAUACCCCUUGCUCUGUUCCUCGUAUGGGAUGCUGUAAUCCUAGGAAUACUUCCAGGCCUCGCAGGGAGUAGCACUAUUUCUGAUCCAAUAGAACAACUUCGAUCGAGUAAUGGAAUAGUGGGGCCUAUCGUUGAGGUAUUCUCAUUUCUAGCAAUAGGCACAUCAUACAUUGGAUUUGUUCUAGGACUCUCAGACUUCCUAGCAGACUUGCUUAAACUGCCAAGUGGCCAGAACAAACCUCUGCCAUACAUAGUAACUGUGCUCCCUCCGCUUGUUCUGUCGCUGCUUGAUCCAGAGAUAUUUUUCAAGGCAUUGGACUUUGCAGGAACUUAUGGAGUUCUAGUACUGUUCGGAGUUUUUCCUGCAGCUAUGUCUUGGUCAGAGAGAUAUUCAAAUGAGUUGGAAGUUCCCGCACCCCCUAUAGUCCCAGGAGGGAAAUACACUCUCACAGUUGUUAUGGGAGGCGCAUUGCUUGUAAUUUUUUCAGAGAUUAUCAAGGACAUAAUGCAAUUACAAGGACUGCACUGACAAUUGGUGUAACUGAAAGGAUAUAUAACAGUUCCACUACUGAUGCCCCUGUAAAAUUUUGCGCAACACUGCCAACAGGUAGAAUAAUGUAGUCAAAAGCGAUCGAGGCAGUAGCAUAAAUGCUUUUGCAGUUUCAUCGAGCUACGAUGUUGAGUUGAAUUGUUUAAAUGAGAUUUGCUGGAGAUACUGCUAAACACGA
This is a messenger RNA of Phragmites australis (common reed), 1881 nucleotides long. RefSeq lists its product as uncharacterized. The coding region runs from base 270 to 1682 and encodes 470 amino acids. The record is from RefSeq and is a predicted model, not a curated record. Lineage: Eukaryota; Viridiplantae; Streptophyta; Magnoliopsida; Poales; Poaceae. The transcript has 14 exons. Gene Ontology annotation, biological process: amino acid transmembrane transport.